GUCCAUGUGGAGAUGUCAACUCUCUCCAAUCUUUCCCUCCACUGGAGAUGCACAAACUUUUACCAAUGCUGGCACUUAUAGCGCAGCAUUGGUAAAUGAAUCGGCCCCUCAAGACCCAAGAAGUACUUUCAGUGACGUCAUCUCGGCCCUCGACGAGGUUCCAUCAUCAAGUCGAAGACCAGCAGCUGUAAACGAACUUCGAGUGACAAUGAUUUCAUAUCAUAGAGUAACGUGUAAAUUGUGCAGUGUCAGGCUAUUAUUUUGGAUAAAUUGGAUGAAAUGAGCUAAAUUGUUAAACGGAAGUGAAAACGGUGGGUCAACAUCAAUUGACAAGAUCCAGCUCCUCGUUCGACAGGUUGCCUUUAGCCCGAACGUAUCACGAACAGAGCGGACCUUUCAACGUAGCCAACGAGUUUCACCGGUAUCUUUUCAUAGGAAGAGACGAAACACUGAUGACGUACGGUAGCAGUGGCGCUACAAUGUGGAUCCUGCGUUGUGGGGCUGUUCUGAUAGUGUUUUGGUGCUGCACGAUCUCUCGGGUGCAAGCUAACCCGCGAUGUUUACUAGCAGAGCAAGAACGGGCUGCUUUUAUGGGCGAACUUUUGAAAGAGGCACAGACUGGAUCUGGUGGACUCCAACAAGCACAUGAACUCCGAAGACUCGUCCAUUCUGUUCUUGACAAUAACUCCUGGCGAGAGUUGCUUCAGAGUGAUUCGAGCGACUAUUCAGAAAGUGACGGCAAUCAGGUCCCUGGCGUACGGUUUCGAAUAAUGGAUGCAACUGGCCAACAAUUGAUUCCCGAGGAAUUCAUGCCCCUCAGUACAGAUACGAUCGUUCAUUUUGUCAUGGAGUUUCGAAAAGUUGUUUUACGAAAGUACGGCGAUCUUAUCCGCUAUUGGAAUAAUGCGCAACGCGGUUGCUUCGGAGUAUCAAGAAUUGGAGAGUCGAAACCCAACAGCGCGCAGGGCGCCUGGAAAAUUGUUGUUCAGACCGGCGAGGGCAAGAUCGUAGCAGACGACAGCUGCAUUCCAAAGGAUAUGCGUCUCUGGGACAAAUAUAUAGUGAGCUUCAGGAAGAUCGCUUGAAGGAAUCAACUCGAUGAGGAUUCGUGCCAGAUCCCUACAGAGAACGGAAUCACGGCAGAACUAAAGCUUCUUGGAGAGCCUUGCAACGCCCUCUUGCCAUCACCCAGCCAGGCCAUUUAACCCCUAAUCACCAGUAUUUAAUUUGUAACAACAGAACGAAUUAUAGCUCGUUGAGCAGUUCCUGCAUGAGCCAGCUGAUGUGAGGGUAUUUCGUUUCUGUGAGCUGAUGAUUCUGUCAAGAAUCGUUUUCGUUAUACGAAAAGCUGCACGAAGAGCUGAUAUUAUUUAUGGGUUGCUAGAACGUGUUAACGUGUAUAACUUAACGAUUUAUGUAGUAGCAUGGUGAAUUGAAAAGUCAAUUAUUCAAUGGAGAUUUGAAAACCUUGUCUCGCAGGCUUCGGUGUUCCUAAAAUAUAAUGUAGGUAGGGUUUUUUUUCAACGAAGCAGACGCUUAAUUCUAUUCUUAUAUUGGUGCUCAUUGAGCUGCAGGUUCAAAAUGACUCAAAUGAUUUAUAAAGGUAGACGUGUCCUCGUGGGCACUUGCUGUCGAACAAGUUCAACUGGUUUGGCCGUUGACAAAAAAAUUAUAUCGCGUUAAAAAUGUCUUCAAGUUCAGUGAAAAAAAUUGAUGGAUUUCGACAAAAAUUUGUGAAUGAAUAAUUGGUCCUGGCGUCGUACACCGGCAAAUACCAACUACCCAAAUACUAGCUUGAGCAAAUAAAAAAAAAAAUGAGCUAAAUCUAUGAUUUGCUUAUACGAUAAACUUAGUGCUGGGAAUUAUGAAGAUGGCAACACUUCAUUGGUUGAUUGAUUUUAUGAUAGAACGGUGGAUACCCUUUCUGAGGACGUGGAGAGACUUUAAGCUUGAGUGCCGGUUAUUUGAAAGAAUAAAAGUUGAAAACAUUCUGAAAAUUGUAAGAAUACAAAAUGGUGAAAUAAAUGUACUUGCAUGCA
Messenger RNA from Varroa destructor (honeybee mite), 2039 nucleotides. RefSeq lists its product as uncharacterized. The record is from RefSeq and is a predicted model, not a curated record. NCBI's taxonomy places the organism in Eukaryota, Metazoa, Arthropoda, Arachnida, Mesostigmata, Varroidae.